AGGUUGGACCUGUAAAUUGGAGUUCGUUGGAAGCUGUACUAGUCGCGGAGGCAUACUAGUAUAAGAAAGAAAGAACCUUUGGACCGGCGAGGUGGCCAUUUCCUGCUUCUCCUCCUCCGCAUACCUUGUUGGUUCCCAGAUCACCGGAGGAAGCGAGAAGCAGAGAGGGGGAGAGGUCGGGGAUGAGGUGGGCGGCGUUCUUGUGGGAGGGCGUGUCGCGGCGGGCACCCGGCACCAACAACGGCUUCUCCAACCUCGUCCUCGUCGUCGCGGCCGCAAGUAGUGGAGGCCUCGUCGCAUAUGCUGAUUCCAUAUCAGAUGAUGCUGUUGACAAGCCCCAACUUCCUCCGAGGAAAAAAGUUGUAGUUCUUGGGACUGGUUGGGGUGGCACUACAUUCCUGAGGAAUCUCGAUAGUAAAUUGUAUGAUGUGCAAGUUAUAUCGCCACGGAACUACUUUGCAUUUACACCAUUGCUCCCAAGCGUCACUUCUGGAACAGUUGAGCCAAGGAGCAUUGUUGAGCCAAUUCGCAGGAUUUUGGAAAAGAAAGGUGGAGAAAUCAAGUUUUGGGAAGCGGAGUGCUUCAAGAUCGAUCCAGAAAAUAAGAAGAUUCAUUGCCGCGCAAAUAUCGGGACAAAUCUUGAUGGGAAUGGCGAGUUCUUGGUUGACUAUGAUUAUCUUGUGGUAGCAGUUGGAGCUAGGACGAAUACAUUCAAUACUCCUGGUGUGGUCGAGAAUUGCCACUUUUUGAAGGAAGUAGAGGAUGCUCAAAAGAUCCGACGGAGUGUGAUGGACUGCUUUGAGAGGGCAAGCCUUCCUUACCUGGAUGAAGAAGAGAGAAAGAAGAAUCUUCAUUUUGUUGUUGUGGGUGGUGGACCUACUGGCGUGGAAUUUGCAUCAUCGUUGCAUGAUUUUGUUACUGAAGAUUUAUCCAAGCUUUAUCCUUCGAUUCAGCACCUUGUCAAGAUAUCAUUGAUCGAAGCUGCAGAUCACAUAUUGACCAUGUUUGACAAGAGGAUAACAAACUUUGCUGAGGACAAGUUUGGAAGGGAUGGCAUUGAUGUGAAAACUGGAUACAAAGUUGUUAAGGUUUCUAAGGAUGCUAUUACCAUGCAAAAUCCUGCCACUGGGGACAUCUCAGUUCCUUAUGGAAUGGCUGUCUGGUCCACUGGUAUUGGGACUCGUCCAUUCAUUGUAGAAUUCAUGAAACAAAUUGGCCAGGCCAAUCGGCGCGUCUUAGCCACUGACGAAUGGCUAAGGGUCCUUGAAUGUGAUGGUGUCUAUGCAAUAGGUGAUUGUGCUACAAUAAACCAGAGGAAAGUUAUGGAGGAUAUUUCAGAAAUAUUCAGAGUUGCAGAUAAAGAUAAGUCUGGAACCUUGACUGUUAAAGAAAUUCAAGAUGUCUUGGAUGAUAUUUAUGUGAGAUAUCCGCAAGUGCAGCUCUACCUUAAGAGCAAGCAAAUGAACGGUAUUGCUGAUUUAGUAAGGAGUGACAAAGGAGAUGCUGAAAAGGAAUCUGUGGAGCUGAAUAUUGAAGAAUUCAAGAAGGCUCUCUCACUUGUGGAUUCACAAGUCAAAUUUCUACCUGCAACUGCUCAGGUCGCUUCGCAGCAAGGGCAAUAUCUUGCUAGGUGCUUUAAUAAGAUGAAGGAUGCUGAAGAACAUCCUGAAGGUCCAAUUCGCAUUAGGGGAGAAGGCCGUCAUCGCUUCCGUCCCUUCAGGUAUAGGCAUCUCGGCCAAUUCGCCCCGCUAGGAGGGGAGCAAACUGCUGCACAGCUACCCGGAGACUGGAUCUCCAUUGGCCACAGCACACAGUGGCUCUGGUACUCCGUGUAUGCAACCAAACAAAUAAGCUGGCGCACGAGGGCACUGGUGGUAUCUGACUGGACGCGUCGCUUCAUCUUUGGAAGAGACUCGAGCUGCAUAUAAUCACAGAAGGAAACAUUUUGCUGUGACAUAUUUCAGAUGUUUAAGGCCAAUAGAGCCUCCCACUUGAGUUUGGUUUACAUAAAAAUUCUUUUUUGUUAAGGGAAAGAGUAAAGAGUUCCCUCGCAUUUGUGUAGUGCACCACGAAGAAACUCCUUUGUAUUCUUUUGGAGAGUUGUUUGCUCGAUUCUUUAGUAGCUCCUUUACCACUAAGAUGAUCGAAGGGGGCCAGUUUUGGACCUGAUUUUGUUCGGUGAAAUUCUAUUUUGUCAGUCCAUUUGCUUAUCUGAAGUAGAGAAUUGUAGCAACCAGAUUGGACAUGUUUCAGUAGCUCAUGGGGACCUGUGCACUUUGUUCAGUUUUGGUUACUGGGGGAUUUUUUGAGCAGCAUAUAGGAGAAAUAGUUGGAGAUGGCUUUUGUCUUGCAGUUGAAAUAGUUAAAGAGUUGCUUCAGGACAAAACAACUUCCUGUAAAUGCUGCUUUAGGUGCAGCUGUUUUGACAUCCUGGAACACAACCAUCCAUGGGGCAGACAGUUCCCUCAAACACAGGGCAAGAUGUACAAGUUAAGGUAGAAAUGUAGAAAAGAUAUAUAAUCCACGGCCAGGAAAGAUAUAGCAAAACAAUCUCUGACCCAAAAUUUAAGAAAUUCAGAAGAUAUAAACACUGGUAAACUUCAAUAUCUCAGAUGAGAACUCAAAAGUCAAAGACAGUCCCUGUCAUACUGUGUGUUUCUCUUUCAAAGAGGAACCAGUUUGACAGUAAUCCGGCAGACAACAGAAUAGUAAUAUAAAGGUAAACACCUUUGAAUCUGAAUUUUCAAAUCAUUCUAGAACGUACACUACACGGACCAAUCCAAUUGCAUCAUCACAUGGAGGCAAAAUAUUUGUCCCUUUGAAAACGAAAGAACGAAAAGAGAAUAGCAACUUGCGCGCGUUCAGUUUUAAAAGUCAAGGAUGUAUGAUUACAUCUAUCUGGCUAUGAAAUGGAAAUAAAUACUUAACAAAUCUUCCAGUAUGAAUGAAUUCCAAGACAGCAACAGCUUGUCCAAACCACAUAGGACUAACACUGUAACACAUAAUGUUCCAUUAUUAUCCACCUCUUGGGUUGGGUGGGUUAGGUAUAGGUGUACUUCUACCUAAUUCUUCCAGCUCAACAGUUUCAUUAGUACAGAUCAUAUAUGAACAAAAGAACAAGAACAAUUAUAUCAGUACAGAUCACACAUCAGAAUAAAGGAACAUGAGAACCAGAUGCCUGAGCCCAGAAUGUUUGAUGUUCUCAAGGACCUAUCAGUUGACAACUCAAUAUGACAUGAAUCUCAGGGUGGCACCACAAGGCUAUUACCUCUUUUUUAAUAGCUCUGCAGAGAAGAUUCCCUGGAUAAUUGGUGCUAAGCCAAUUUAUUAACAUUAUUUUCUAGCUGCAAUAUGAGUUGCAUAAGCAAGUGGAUCAAAGAAUUAGUGUAACAUGAUGGGAGAACUUUCAUUGUGCCUUGAGAUUAUAUUACACUUUUGAUAUUGAUAGGACAGCAGCUGGGGAAUGUAUCACGUUCGCGCGUUGAGUCCACAACACAAGUACAUGACUUAGCACAGAAGAUAUUAUUAUCAAGCAGUGAUUGUAAUCUACAUACAGACCCAGGGAAGAAAUGCAGCAUGAAGCUCAAAUCCUAAUUACACAAAGCCUCAUUCUUGUUCCAAGCCGAACCUUCACAAAAGCCCCCAAAACCAUUCAACAAAUGGAGUGCGAAGGAUGGUAUGUUGCGCCUAUAAGAUGGUAUGUUCAAGCAACCGAUGGUUUUCAGAGUUUACAGCCACCGUGUCUACACUGAAUCAACCCCUUCGAUCUGCUGGCGAGCAAGGUAUCUCUCUCUUCGUUCCUUCUGAAAUAAUAUAAUCAAGAAAUUAGCACAUGAUCACAUGAGGCAGAGCCGCGUCUCAAACACUAUUAGAAGACUAGGCGCUGCCAUUUAAAACUACGGAGCAUUUAUCUUACCCAUUCAUCAAUCACAAGGCCUUCACCAACAAUACGGGGACCGUUGUCCUCUGGAGGUUUCUUGCGUGCCUCAAGGGCGGCUUCUGCUUCAGCAAGCUGGCGCUUGAGUUUGUCCAUUUGCUUUAAAAAUGUUGCCAGCAAGUGUAAGCCAACUUGUUAUUUUUAUAAAAAUUUGCAUUGCGAUACGAAAGAAAUCAAAAUGAAGGAAGAGGCUUUGCUCAGACUUACUGGGCUCGGACGAUCAGCAUCCAAGAAUACUACCCGCAGAAUUUGCUCAAUUGCAACCUGGUCCUUCUGCUCAUCAAACUGCAACGUAAGGUUAAAACUUCAGCUCACCCACUGAUUCGAAUGGAGAUGAGUAAGUGGAGGUUUCCAACAAUUAAACUGGACACACUAAGCCUGUCAUGGAUGCUGGAGAGAAAGGAUUUACCAAUUCAGGGACAUACUCCGUAGGCCCUUUGACUUUAAGGCUGACAAUCUUGAACUUAACCUUGCACUUCUGCUCUAACGGUUUCUCGUUAUUCUCUGGAUGCUCCACAAACUUGAACACUGUCAUUCAAUGCACAGGUCAGGUUGUUACAAUCGGAGGACACCGCAAUUAUGGAUAAUAUUCAUCGGCCUCGAAUUACCUGUUGCUAUGAUGCUUUCUCCUGGAGCAAGUAUGCCCCCGGGAGGCCUCAUGAAACAACUCUUUGGUGCUGUCGUUUGGAACUGGAACAGAAAACAUGCCUAAAAUUAGUGUCUUGAUGAUAGGUAUUGUGCAGCUGAGGGGCUAAAUUAUUGUACUACUUGCAGUUAGGGCUAACCUACCUAGGAACAGAUUGCUUGGAAAAUUUGCGAAACCAUUAGCAUAGCAUCAAACAAUAACAGAAUCAACUUGCAGAGUUGAUAAAGAGACAAUUGUCUGUUACCUUGAAGGCCACAUGGGACUUGCUGAUGUUCUUGAUCCUAACCGCGCUCCGGACUUGCUUCCCAGGUUCGUCUUUACCAAUCAAAAUUAGAAGCCGAAUUAGGCGAAUAAAUCGGAUGAAUGAACAACUUCUUUCCUAAUAAACUGAAUAUUUGGCACGCCCUUUACUAUCCAUCGAUUUAAUCUAUGGGAUACACAGGUUAAUGAAUAGUCGUACAGAAAUUCGUUUAUAAAAAUCCUCUUUUUUUCCUACACAAACAGAAAUUCGAACAGAUGUUUCGCAGAAGAAACAAAGAGAGAUUUAUGGGAAUAAAAAAUCGAACAAACAAAACCAAACAUAAUACGAACACCAAAGGCAACGCCUCGAACAUAAUCAGUAACUCGUGUAGCAAAGGGAGAGGCAGCUCCAAUCCAAAACACAAGGAGAGGCAGAAACAAUUGAAAGGAGCGACCUUUUCGGAGGACCAGCCGCCGAGAAAUUAAUCAAGUAGCAGUAGAACGAUAACAAGAACAAUAACACCGUGCGUGACUGCGUGCGUACAUGGGAAGUAGAGCUUGGCGGGCGGGUCGAGGCGCAGGCGGCGGCGGCUGGGCAGCAGCGACCGGAUCACCUUGGCGCCACCACCGCCGGAGCCAGACGGCGCGCGGGAGCCGGAGCCCUCGGCGGCCGGCGGCGCGGACGCUGUCCCCCAAAGCGGCAUGCGGCACAGGCCCCAGCGCCCGGUGGUGUCCGCCUCCUCCUCCCGGCGCUCCUGGUGGUCGUAGGGGCCCUCCUCUAGAGGCAGCAGCAGCAACGUGUCGCCGUCCACCGUCGGGCGCUUGCUUCUUGGUAUCCGGGGGGGGG
Messenger RNA from Phragmites australis (common reed), 5670 nucleotides. RefSeq names its product external alternative NAD(P)H-ubiquinone oxidoreductase B2, mitochondrial-like. NCBI's taxonomy places the organism in Eukaryota, Viridiplantae, Streptophyta, Magnoliopsida, Poales, Poaceae. Bases 183 to 1928 code for a protein of 581 amino acids. Gene Ontology annotation, molecular function: calcium ion binding; NADH dehydrogenase activity. The record is from RefSeq and is a predicted model, not a curated record. The transcript is spliced from 10 exons.